Molecule: messenger RNA, 1806 nt
Organism: Closterium sp. Naga37s-1
Lineage: Eukaryota; Viridiplantae; Streptophyta; Zygnematophyceae; Desmidiales; Closteriaceae
Source: the annotation of a GenBank genome assembly
AUGUCUCUUGCCAAGAACAUGCUUGCUGGCGUUGCUGCUGGCGAGAGGAGAUGGCUGACUGGGCGUGGCGGGGGAGCUGUCAAUGACGGGGGUGACGCAGCUGGCGCUACGACGGGACGCGCGGAGCGGGGGGAAGCGUUGGCGAGGAGGAGCGUUGGCGAGGACGAGCGUUGGCGAGGACGAGCGUUGGCGAGGAGGAGCGCUGGCGAGGAGAGGAGCGCUGGCGAGGAGGAGCGUUGGCGAGGACGAGUUGGCGAGGACGAGCGCUGGCGAGGAGAGGAGCGCUGGCGAGGAGAGGAGCGUUGGCGAGGAGAGGAGCGCUGGCGAGGAGAGGAGCGCUGGCGAGGAGAAGCGUUGGCGAGGACGAGCGUUGGCGAGGACGAGCGUUGGCGAGGACGAGCGCUGACGAGGACGAGCGUUGGCGAGGAGAGGAGCGCUGGCGAGGAGAGGAGCGCUGGCGAGGAGAGGAGCGUUGGCGAGGAGAGGAGCGUUGGCGAGGAGGAGCGUUGGCGAGGACGAGCGUUGGCGAGGACGAGCGUUGGCGAGGACGAGCGUUGGCGAGGACGAGCGCUGGCGAGGACGAGCGUUGGCGAGGAGAGGAGCGCUGGCGAGGAGAGGACGAGUGCUGGCGAGGAGAGGACGAGUGCUGGCGAGGAGAGGACGAGUGCUGGCGAGGAGAGGACGAGUGCUGGCGAGGAGAGGACGAGUGCUGGCGAGGAGAGGACGAGUGCUGGCGAGGAGAGGACGAGUGCUGGCGAGGAGAGGACGAGUGCUGGCGAGGAGAGGACGAGUGCUGGCGAGGAGAGGACGAGUGCUGGCGAGGAGAGGACGAGUGCUGGCGAGGAGAGGACGAGUGCUGGCGAGGAGAGGACGAGUGCUGGCGAGGAGAGGACGAGUGCUGGCGAGGAGAGGACGAGUGCUGGCGAGGAGAGGACGAGUGCUGGCGAGGAGAGGACGAGUGCUGGCGAGGAGAGGACGAGUGCUGGCGUGGAGAGGACGAGUGCUGGCGAGGAGAGGACGAGUGCUGGCGAGGAGAGGACGAGUGCUGGCGAGGAGAGGACGAGUGCUGGCGAGGAGAGGACGAGUGCUGGCGAGGAGAGGACGAGUGCUGGCGAGGAGAGGACGAGUGCUGGCGAGGAGAGGACGAGUGCUGGCGAGGAGAGGACGAGUGCUGGCGAGGAGAGGACGAGCGCUGGCGAGGAGAGGACGAGCGCUGGCGAGGAGAGGACGAGCGCUGGCGAGGAGAGGACGAGUGCUGGCGAGGAGAGGACGAGUGCUGGCGAGGAGAGGACGAGCGCUGGCGAGGAGAGGACGAGCGCCUCCCGCGUGGACGAGCGCCUCCCGCGUGAACAGAAGGAGGAGCAGCACCUUCUAGUGAGGCGCUUUGACCCCCUGGGGGGCAAAGGAUCAACACUAGAGGAGCAGCAAGAGGAGGAGCAGCACCUUCCAGUGAGGCGCUUUGACCCCCUGGGGGGCAAAGGAUCAACACACGAGGAGCAGCAAGAGGAGAAGCAGCACCUUCCAGUGAGGCGCUUUGACCCCCUGGGGGGCAAAGGAUCAACACACGAGGAGCAGCGGGAGGUGGAGCGGCGCCUUCAAACAGCCGCGAGACUUCACGACGCCUCCAGCUCCAAGGGAGAAGUUCCAGCAUUGGAGCACUCGAUCGCGGGUGGAGCAGAGGAGGCGUGGAGGAGAGGAGGCGUGGAGGAGAGGAGGCGUGGAGGAGAGGAGGCGUGGAGGAGAGGAGGCGUGGAGGAGAGGAGGCGCGGAGGAGAGGAGGCGCUAAGGAGAAUUCCCUGCCAUUGA